GGACGCGCGCGCGUACGCGUCUGUGUUUGAAUCGGGGAAUUUGGGUUUUGUAUGGGCAACCAGCAGUCCGAAGAAGAGAAGAAAGCUAGCGCUUUCUGUCCAUUAAUUCCCUACUAGCGCGCGGCACUGUCUGCGGUGGCACCCCACGGAAGCACAUGUGGAAACAGUACGUUCUGACACCCGACAGGAAAGUAAACGAGUGUGCAACGUAACAUAGAGUCGGUGAGAGGAAGACCAACAGAAAGGGGGAGAACAAAAGUGGAGGGAGCGCUCAGGGGUAGAAGAGAAGAGGGGGGAGCCAUCAAGGACAUAUUUUACGCACCCUUAUUCGCUAACACGGUUUGGAGGGCUGCAACUGUGAUUCCUCGGACUGAGAACAUUGCUUACUCCGACCAAAACAGAGCUGUGUUUGUUUAUUAGCUAACUUCACAUUAGCUCGGAGCUAUUUAUUGUUCUGUUGGGAGGAGUUGGCAACGGACGCCGCAUGUUGCCAGCAAGCCAGCUAAUCAAAGCAGAUCUCACCACGAAAGCCAUCUGCGCAUUUUAAGCGAGCGACUGAGCGGAGAAGCGGCAGCGAUAUCGGAGUUUGAACCUCUCUGCCUUCGUGAUAGGCUGCCUGAACACCCCUGAUUUCAUAGCCCGGGUUGUGUUGGAAAACGCUAGUGUGCCCCCCUUGCUUAGAGAUUUAUGAGCUCCCUUGAGGCUAAUGGUUUCGCUGUAUUUAUUUAAGCCACAGGGUCGCCUCGGUACUAGCGAAAUGUUGAAAUCCAAGGUGUUUCUGUAACAGAGGUGAAACAUGGCAGGGCUGCAGGCAUCAGAAGCUGUGUCAGGACCCUUUUUGGAGCCCCCUUCGCUGGACGCGACGUCCCAGUCACAGACCGCUGCAGUUUUCGAUGUCGCGGGCUUGAACCUCAAUGAUGCCGCAAACGUCUUGACCCCAACGGGGACACGGGCAUAUCUGGACGUGUCACCGGUUACCGUGAUGCCCGGCGGGUUCCCGGUGCUUGGGGCCGAGGGGGUAUAUACGAAUGGGAGGUGUAAAGAACAAGUGAGCCCCAGAAUCGGCAGCCGGAGCCGCGAUAGCUCUUCAGAGAGGAGCCUUGGUGGAGGCACCACGCCAUGCGGCAUCAUGAAGGAUGGUUCAAAGCAGAGGCAGUCGCGCAAGAAGACGGUGUCGUUCAGCUCGAUGCCGAGCGACCGCAAGAUGAACAGCACGGCCGCCUGCAUGGCCUUCAUGAUGGAGGGCUGCGAGAUGAAGAAGGUGCGCUCCAACUCGCGCAUGUACAACCGCUACUUUGUGCUGGACGCUGACAUGUGCUGGCUGCGCUGGGAGCCCUCAAAGAAGGAUUCGGAGAAGGCCAAGCUGGAGAUCAAGAGCAUCAAAGAGGUGCGGCUGGGGAAGAAGACCCCCGUGCUGAGGAGCAACGGCCUGUCAGACCAGUUCCCCGACGAGUGCGCAUUCUCCAUCAUCUACGGGGAGAACUACGAAUCGCUGGACCUGGUGGCCAGCACACCAGAUGUGGUCAGCACGUGGGUGAUGGGGCUGCGCUACCUGGUGUCCUAUGGAAGGCACACGGUAGACGCGGCCGAAGCGAGCCAACCCAGUCUGCGCACGUCCUGGAUCGGCUCUGUGUUUGAGCUGGCCGACGUGGCGAAGCAGGGGCACAUCGAGCUCCUCCGCGCCACGCAGAUCAUCAAGGGUCUGAACCCAGGCAUGAAGGAGUCGAGGAUUGAGCUGAAGUUCAAGGAGCUGCAAAAGGCCAAAGACGAGUACGGGGAGGAUAUUAACGCCGACACGUUUGUAGAGGCCUACUGUGAGCUCUGCACUAGACCUGAGGUGUUUUUCCUCAUGAUGCAGUUCUCCACCAACAAGGAGCACCUCGACAGCAAGGACCUGAUGCUGUUCGUGGAGGUCGAGCAAGGUGUGGAAGGGGUGACCGAGGAGAUGUGCCACCCCAUUGUCCAGAAGUUUGAGCCGUCGAAAGAGGGCAGGGAGCGAGGCUGCCUGUCCAUCGACGGUUUCACUCACUACCUCCUGUCUCCCGAGUGCCACAUCUUCGACCCACAGCACAAGCGCGUGUGCCAAGACAUGAACCAGCCGCUGUCGCACUACUACAUCAACUCCUCACACAACGCCUCGCUUCUGGAGGACCACUUCUGGGGCUCCUCCGACAUCUCCAGUUACAUACGAGCCCUGCGUAUGGGCUGCCGCAGUCUGGAAAUGGUGGUGUGGGACGGGCCGGACUGCGAGCCCGUGGUCUACGUGGGAAGUUCUGUGGCCUCGCAGCUUGCCUUCUGCAAAGUGCUGGACGUCGUCAACCAGUAUGCCUUUGAGAGUUCCGAGUAUCCUUUGAUCCUGUGCUUAGUCGUUCACUGCUGCGUGCCACAGCAGAGGGCCAUGGCUCAGCACAUGAAGAAGAUCCUGGGUGACAAGCUUUAUGUCGAGCCGCCAAACCCAGAGGAGCAUUACUUGCCGUCCCCCGAAAAACUAAAGGGCCGAAUCCUUCUCAAGGGUAAACGUCUUCCUCCCAACUACCCUGACUCAGAGGGGGACGUGACAGACGAAGAGGAGGGGCUUGAGAUGUCGAGGCGAUUGGUUGGGGCAGACGAGAAGGACAACCUCAAUGGGAUUGGGUGCAAACGCCUGCGACUCUACAAGGAGCUCUCAGACCUGGUCUCACUCUGUAAGUCGGUGCAAUUCAGGGACUUUGAGACCUCCAAAAGGGAACAGAGGCACUGGGAGAUGUGCUCGUUCAACGAGGUGGAUGCCAACCGCUUCGCCAACGAGUUCCCAGAGGACUUUGUAGGCUACAACAAGCGAUUCCUGUCACGGGUCUAUCCCACGCCAAUGCGCAUCGAUGCCAGCAACAUGAACCCCCAGGACUUCUGGAAGUGUGGCUGCCAGAUUGUGGCCAUGAACUAUCAGACACCAGGACUGAUGAUGGACCUUAACCUGGGCUGGUUCCGGCAGAAUGGCAACUGCGGUUACGUGCUGCGGCCAGCCAUCAUGAGGGAGGAGGUGUCAUACUUCAGCGCAAACGCACGAGACUCCUUGCCCGGUGUCUCUGCACAACUUUUGCACAUCAAGGUGAUCAGUGGCCAGAACUUGCCAAAGCCACGUGGCUCCGCUGCAAAGGGGGACGUGGUGGAGCCCUACAUUUACGUGGAAAUCCAUGGCAUCCCAGCUGACUGCGCCGAGCAGCGCACCAAGACCGUCUCACAGAAUGGUGACAACCCCAUCUUUGAUGAGAGCUUUGAGUUCCAGAUCAACCUGCCAGAACUAGCGGCGCUCCGGUUCGUGGUGCUAGACGACGACUACAUCGGGGAUGAGUUCAUAGGUCAAUACACAAUCCCGUUUGAGUGCCUGCAGCCAGGCUACCGCCAUGUUCCCCUGCAGUCUCUCACCGGGGAGUUCCUACCCAACACCACUUUGUUCGUGCAUGUGGCCAUCACCAACCGCCGCGGCGGGGGCAAAGCACACAAGAGGGGCCUGUCGGUGAGGAAAGGACGCAAAACUCGAGAAUACACCUCCACCAAAACCACGGGCAUCAAGGUGGUGGACGAGCUGUUCAGGGCCUCCACACAGCCACUCAGGGAAGCCACUGACCUCAGAGAGAAUGUUCAGAACGCCAUGGUGUCCUUUAAGGAGCUGUGCGGCCUGGCCCCCGCCGCCAACAUGAAGCAGUGCAUCAUGACGGUGUCCUCCUGGCUGCUGAACAGCGAGCGCUCCCUGCGGGUGGCCGUGGACCUGAGCGAGACCUACCCCACCAUGGAGGCCCAGGGGCCCGUGCCCGAGCUGCUGCGCAAGGUGCUCAACGCCUACGACACGAUGAUCCAGACCAGUCGCACUCUAAUCGAGUCAGCAGACGGAGUCUACGCCAAACUCACACAAGCACAACGAGCAGGGUUGGAUUUCCACGAGGACCUUCACCGCAUCGGUGCCAAGGAGGGCCUGAAGGGCAGGAAGCUGCAGAAGGCCAUGGAGAGCUACGCCUGGAACAUCACCGUGCUCAAGGGUCAGGCCGACCUGCUGAAGCACGCUAAGAGUGAGGCGGUGGACACGCUCAGGCAGAUCCACUGCGCGGCGCUGUCCUGCGGCCUGGUAAAGAACGGAGCGGCAGCCACAGCGACACCACCGGCCCCUGCCCAUGCCACCGCCGCCUCCUCGCCGGCCUCACCCUUGCCCUCACCCCUGCUGCCGCCUCCACCGUCCCCUCACGUCCUCCACCUGCCCCGCCUCGCCCCUCUGCACACCAUCCCCGAGAGCGAGGCCGCAAACCACGACCACUCUGCUGCACACUGAACUAUUCUAAACACACACACACACACACUCACACACACACUCACACACACACACUCACGCGCACACACACAC
Clupea harengus (Atlantic herring) is the source of this 4375-nucleotide messenger RNA. It is a transcript of the gene plcl5, whose product is annotated as phospholipase C like 5. Gene Ontology annotation, molecular function: phosphatidylinositol-4,5-bisphosphate phospholipase C activity. Gene Ontology annotation, biological process: phosphatidylinositol metabolic process; regulation of synaptic transmission, GABAergic; phosphatidylinositol-mediated signaling. The record is from RefSeq and is a predicted model, not a curated record. Lineage: Eukaryota; Metazoa; Chordata; Actinopteri; Clupeiformes; Clupeidae.